This is a messenger RNA of Tetrahymena thermophila SB210, 909 nucleotides long. Its product is annotated as zinc finger, C2H2 type family protein, putative. The transcript has a single exon. NCBI's taxonomy places the organism in Eukaryota, Ciliophora, Oligohymenophorea, Hymenostomatida, Tetrahymenidae. The record is from RefSeq and is a predicted model, not a curated record.
AAUUUAACACUUUUAUUUUUUAAAAAACACUUUUAUUUUUUUAGGAUAUAAAACACUUUUAUAGAAUCAAAAUAAAUUAAGGUUAAAAACAUGAUAUAAUUAAUAAUUCAAUAAAUUAAAAAUAAUUCAUAAAAUUAGUAUUUUAUUUGUAAACUAAAAAAAAAUAUUAUCUAACUUGCUAACUUUUUGUAUCUAAAAAGCUAAUAAAUGGGAAAAAAAAUAAUUGAAAAUUAGAAAAAAUCAUUGCUUAUUCUUCCUAAAUUUGAGUGCAAAUGCAGAAGAGAAUAUGAUACUCUUUCUUCUUUAACAAACCACAUAAAAAAUGAACAUAAUAAUCUCUAGUAAGAGUUUAGAAUUCCCAGAGGAGUUCCUGGUGGUAGAAAUAAAAAGAUAGUAAAAUCUGAAAGACUUUAUUUGGAAAAAGUAUACAGUAAAGACAUAAAUUAAAGCUAGUAACUAUCAGAUGAUGAAAUUAGAUUGAUUUUUAAAUAUAUUAAUGAUCUCAUAUAAAACAUUGUUUAAACAUAUAACGUCCAUAAUUUUUAAACUGAGCUCUAAAGAGAGAACAUUAGACUUUAACCUAUUUGGAUUAAAAUCAAGAAAGAGAAUAUUUUACAAAUGAUGUAAUAGUACCUACUUGGCUUUCUCAUGUUUUCUUGCAAACAAAACUUAAACUUACCUUUUAAGUAUUUAAACAAUGAUGUAUUCAAAAGUUUAAAAGAUUGCUUAGUGGAUGAAGAUAACAAUUAAAAUAAAAAUUCAAUUGAGAUAUUUAAUUAAAAUGAAAACUCAUUAAAAAUGGAAGAAAUCCAAACAGACAGUAGUAAUUAAUAAAUUGAUGAAUUUAAAGACCAAUUUAUAAAAAAACAUUUGGAAAAUAAUCUGGCAUUUAAAGAGAUUGCACUUUGA